GUAAAGUUAGCUCACAAAUUUUGAGUAUCGAAUUCCUCUUGAAUGGGAUGUUUUCUGAAUGUUAAAUAUACAGCAAUUGAAAUCCAUACAAAUAAACUUUGAUCAUGUAUAUCAUUGUAAAAACAAAACAAAUCCCUUUGUAACAGUGAGGGCUCUGAUUAGGCUUGUGUAUUGAUGGGGACAGCAGAGAGCCAGUACUAAAAAUAUGCAUCAAAAUAACGAUUUCCUAAAAGGGAAAGGUAAAGCUAUUUCAAAAAUGUUAUAUGACAUGAUAGCAGAAAGUUACAUGCCUAUAAAUAGUAUUGAACAAUACCAAAUGGGUUCCAACCUUUGUUUCAAUAUUUGUUUAUGGAGAAACAAAUCUGAAAUGCUUCAUCCAUCUUGAGGCAAAGUGGUGUAGACUAGUACGAAUCACAAGGCUGAGCAAUUGGCAAGUAAUGUUUCAAAAUAAUACUACGAAGUUAAUCAAAACAUGACUUUUGUGAUCACUGAGCUGCUGUUUUCAGCAUUAUUUGCCGGUACAAUUUAAAAGAAGAUAGGGAAAUUGGCCAAUUGGAGCAGAAUAUGUACCACUGUGCCAAUCUGAACUUAAUACAAGGUAUUUACAUAAAAUGUGCUUUUUAAUCUAUUUUAUGUAGUGGAACAUCUCCCUUGGCAUGUCUGAAUGCUAUGCUUCACACUAAUUCUCGUGCAGAUGAUGGAAUGUUUUACAGACUUCCAGGGCGGAUGGGUCUUUAUACAUUGAAGAAAGAUGCAUUGUUAUGGUCCAAGAACAUGCCCAUUGGUGAUGAAGGUUAUGAUGAUGGACCAGACUUGGAAAGUUGUGAUUCUAAUGAAGCCAGUACCACAGGCGAGGAAAAUGAUGCCUCCCCAGUGUCUGAUGAGAGUUCUUCCAAUGCGUCAUGUUCCACUGAGGUUCGAGGAAAGCAGGUGUCUCCUGGCAAGCAGAAUAGCCAUAAAGCAACCCAACAGCCUGUGAAGCAACAACCAAAAAAGAAGAUUGGAGUUCCGGUAAUGAUGAGUAAAUCCAUUCCAAGAGUUGUACUGACACCAUUGAAAGUUAAUGGAGAACAUGUGGAAUCUGCUUCAGUGUUUGCAGCCAAGCACACAGAUGGUGAAUCAAGCAGUGCAUCUAAUGGUAGUUCCUGCACAGUUACCUCGGCUAGCAUUCAGUACAACAGAACAGAAAUGAAUAAAUUUCAGUGUAGGCCAACCCUGAGCCGGAAGCCUGGACAACACUUCAGAGCCUUGAGGAGAUCAAGCACAGCAGGACAAAUGAAGCGAAACAGAGGGGAAGAGAUUGAUGUUGAAACACCUGGAUCAAUUCUUGUCAACACAAACUUGCGUGCUUUGAUCAACUCUCGGACUUUCACUUCUUUACCACUACACUUCCAGCAGCAGCUGCUGUUUCUCCUGCCAGAGGUGGACAGGCAGGUUGGUACUGAUGGUAUAAUGCGGCUCAGUAGCUCUGCCCUAAAUAACGAGUUCUUCACCUCUGCAGCUCAGGGAUGGAAAGAGCGAUUAGCAGAAGGUGAGUUUACACCUGAAAUGCAGCUUCGGCUACGUCAAGAAAUGGAGAAGGAGAAAAAAGUUGAGCUGUGGAAAGAGAACUUCUUUGAAGAUUACUAUGGACAGAAAUUGGGCUUGUCGAAAGCAGAAUCUGAGCAGCAGACAGGUGCACAAGUGGAAAUGGAAAAAGAAGCCAGUUCACCUGUCUUAGCAGGGCCAUCUAAGCAACCUAGUCCAGUUAAAAAGCAGGAUGAGAGAAUAAGGAAAUGCACUCGAAGUUCAAAGGUGGACCUCAAAUGUAGAGUGAGGAGAAGUCUUGUUGAAAGAAAGCCCGAGCCACCUGAACAAAAUGAAAAUACAGUUUCGUGCACUGUAUCAUCUCAUGAUACCAGGAGCCAGAAACAACAUUUUGAGGCUAAGGCAUUUCAGACAGUUAGCUGUGCAGAUGAAGAUCAACUUGGCUUAAUUAACAAUGAAACUAGUCCUGGGCAUCCAAAAGAGGCACUUGCAAAUAAAUCUGCCUUAAAGUCCAAAUCUCUGUUGCUUUCUGAGAGACCUGCAGAAGUACAGUCUCAAGAGCAUAAGAAAUCUGAUGGACAUUUAGAAUUGACUGAUGUUCAGCCUGCUGGAAUUUCCAAGGAUCAGGUCACCUGCCUUACUAUUAAGAGUGCUGCUUUGAAAAGUGAGUUGGAGCACAAUUUCGGAGAGUCUAAAGACCAAAAAAGAAAGUCUUCUGAAUAUGGGGCCUCUACCUCUGGCCCCGAGAAGAAGCCGCGUCUUGAAGAUCAUCAGUCCUUUCGGACCGCAAUUGAUAGCUUUCGGACAGAAAAGGAACAACCUACAAAAGAAGAGCCAAAGGUGCCACCUAUUAGGAUUCAACUCUCAAGAAUCAAACCACCAUGGGUUAUCAAAGGGCAGCCAGCCUAUCAGAUAUGCCCUAGGAUCAUCACCACAGUUGGAACAUCCAGUAGGGAGAGGACAGGUGCCAGAACGCUUGCAGAUAUCAAAGCCCGUGCUCAACAAGCCAGGGCACAAAGGGAGGCUGCAGCAGCUGCAGCUGCCAAUGUUACAGUGGAAGGAGGGGGAAGGGGUAGUGGUGGUAAUGGACCAGGGAGCUCUGACUCCCCCGGACAGAACGACAGAAAGACUAAAGUACCAGAACAAGCUACAGGAAAUCAUCAGUAUAGAGCACAGCUAUUCCAAGCCUGUGGAGCAGGCAAUGAACCCGAAAAGCCCAGCGAUGGAGAGAAUUAUGUUAAGCAAGGUGUUGUAAUCGAGGAAUGCUUGGAAAGCAAUCUUGUUGAGACAACACCACGCAAGUUAGAGACAGCAGAUGAUAUCUAUCCCAUUGAUUGGGAAGGUGAUGCUGGAUACAAUACUGUUAACAGUAAUUCACCAGAUCUGUUGGACGAUGUGCAAGACCAGAUUACAGUUUCUGAAGUAAGUGACGCAGUUUCUGAUGAGCAGACUAAUAGUGAUGAAACUACACUUCUUCAGGAUGAUGCACCCUCUGAAACAGUGGAGUUGCCUGCAGAGAGGGAUAGUAUUUUCAUAGAAAGUAGCAAAAGUGUUAAAUGUGAAACUGUAAUUCUUGCACUUGCUGAGACAGACAAUCCCCUCCUCUCGCCCUGCAGCCAAACCCAGAAAUCUGAUCUAAAUGAUAAAAUAAACUGUCCUGAUGACCCUUCACAAAAGUAUGUUUUCUCUGGGACAGUAAUUGCCGAAACCAAGAAUGCUGCAGUAAUUAACACAAUAGACACUCCUGUUCUAGAAGUGAACACUGCAGCCUCUGAUUCAUUACCGAGUAAUGCCAGUGAAAGUGAAACAAGCACUACAGACAUUUUAUCAAGCCAGCUAUCAAUUAACUUUCCAGAAAGUGACCCCUGUGAGCAAGAGGUUAAUGGAUGUAUCAUGGAGGAAAUUGGAUCCCCGUUGAUCCACAAGGUAACUUCUCCAAAUUCGCCAUCACACGAAGAAAAAGAGAGCGUCUGCGAUGAAUUUGAAAUAAAUAAUCAGCUAGAAACAAGCACGUUCCAGGAGAUAUCAAAUGAGCCACAUGUAGCAGAGAAACAGAUAACGUCUGUAAUAGUAUCGGUAUGUUCCAAUAAAGAUCCCAGCCAUUCAUCAGCACAAAAAUUCCCCAUCGAGUCUGAUUUGCUGGAAAAGCAGCUCAACUGUACUGCUUCUGCCGAUGCCGAAGAAUGUGUGAAAGACUAUCUUGUUAAACAAGAGCAGACGUUGUUAGAGGGUGUGCAACAGUCAGUGGAAGCUGACAUUGCUGUGUUAGAGGACACCUUUGACCAGCCUACAGCCAAAAGGCAGACAAGCUGUGAAAGUGACCAUGAGAAUAGCUUGUAUUAUAAACCUGAAAUAAGCAGUCCGCUGUCUGAUGAAAGUUGUGGACGUCCCACAAAUGAAAGUAUAUCAAAAGAUGACAGAGCCCCUAUUUGUUCUGCAAGUGGUGUAAUUGUAGAAAGCCCUGAUGUCUGCCGAGGGUCUAAUAAUGGUGAUCAGCACCAACAGUUACAUUUGUCAGAGGAAAAUCAGCUGCAGAAGGAUGAGAAACCGACUGAGUGCCAGAGACAAAAGCCUGAGAUUUUGCGUAAUUUAAAUCAGAUCAACUCUCUGCUACAUCCAAGUGCUGAAGGGCCAAAAAGGGUUGGUAAUUUUAAUCGUCCACUGUCAUCGGUUGAAGUCAAUAACCCACUGGUAACGCAGCUGCUCCAGGGCAGUCUUCCUUUAGAGAAGGUUUUACCCCAGUAUCAUUCUGGUACCAAACUGGAGAUCACUCGACUGCUGGUGCCACCUCCAGUACCUGCUGAGAGCCCACCAGUUAAACAAGAAAGAAGUUUCAGUCAGUCAACUGUUGAUCAUGUUGCACAAACAGCUGAUAUCAAAAGUAUAAUCAGUGGUGUACAUAGUGGAAUUAAAUUAGCUGAUUAUCAUUUGCAUAAAAUAUUUUCGGGUGAUUUCAGUGAUCUCUCUCAAAAACAACUCGAGCAGAUGAAAUCAACUGUGUUGCAAUCUAGUAAGCACUCCGUCCAACCUCAGAUGGCUUUGGACAGCGACUGUAAAAGUCUAGAUGGUCCAGUUUUACAGGAACCGCUAAAUAGAGCACCUAUUCUUUCUAAGCCUGUUGAAGAAGCAGGUCUGACAACACAAAAAGUAGUGCCAGCUACGUGCAGUUUUGAAGAAGGUUGCAAAGAAUCAUUGAACAUCCCUGGAAACACUCAAACUAGCAAUGUACAAAAUCCUACAGCAAGAAGCAUGCCUGAAACAUUAAAGCAAAUUAGCAGCUCUACUGUGUCUGGCUAUUACAUUCCAAACACGCCGUCUUUUUGUAAAAGUCUGGAGAACCAGAACACUAUUUUUGGUUCAGUAAUAGCAAAGGCCUGCAGUGGGAUGCCAGGAAGGCAGAAGGUUAGUCAUGGUUAUUUGCAUAACACUGUAGUUGUGCAAAAUGAUGGAAAUUGCAGAGGAACCGAAGUGAUUAAGAUUCAGUCAAAAGGUUCUGUUUUUGAGAAUGUGCCAGCCAUUACCCAAACAUCACCAGAAAGAAAUUUAAUGGGAAUGGAGAAUAUGCCAAAUGUAAGAAGGGAUUGGCUUCCGAAACUGCACGAAAGCUUUAAAGUCAUCAAGACUGAAAAUAUUCCUACAUGUAGGGAAAUUAACAAGAAUCAAGAUAUCAUUGGUAUAAAAGAUGGUGCAUACAUUCCAUUUGAUUUCAAAGACAAGCUAUAUGUUGGUCCAAUAAAGAUGGACUGCAAUAGUGGAAAGGUUGUGAAAGAGUCUGGUCUACAAUUUCAGCAUUCAUCAGAACAUUCGCUUGUUAAUUCUCAGCUCAGUAUUCAACAGCAAUUAUAUGGUAAGCUUCCUAAACUUUCCUUCAGUACCACAGGAUUUAGUCAUAUUACCAACACUUCAGUUUCAGAACUGUCCAUGGGCACCUUUCCAAUGUCCCUUGCUGGAAGUAUGAUGUCACUGAGUCAGAAGACAAACUUUGGGAACCAUAAUUCUGCAGUUCCCACUCAGACGUUUGCUGAAAGCAGUGGUGUCAACGAAAUGACUUUUAAAUGUUCUUGCAGGCUAAAGGCCAUGAUCAUGUGCAAAGGAUGUGGCGCAUUUUGCCAUGAUGAUUGUAUAGGUCCAUCUAAACUUUGUGUAUCAUGUCUUGUGGUGAGAUAGUAAAGAACUAUUGUGAAGAAAUUACCAAUUUGGACCACUCAUGUGGAUUUAUUAUAGCAUGGUGAAAGUGCAACUUAUAUGUAUCAGAAUUGUGUAUCAAUGUGUAUAAUUUUGCCUUUUGAGUCUAGUCUGACCACUGUAAAUAAAUGGAAGGGCAGAUAAACUGCAUGCAAAAACCUUAGGAAGUGUAUGUUGGCAGUUCAUAAUGAACCAUUAGGGGACUGCAAAUCAUGAGGGACCUAUAUGUUGAUAAUCCUAUUUUAUUUCUUGCUGAUAAUGUCUUUUCUUACCAGAAAUGUGUAAAGGUGAAGUUGUUGACUCCACAAUAAUGCUCUAUGCACUGAUUUUGUUUGUAAAAACCUAAAGCAACAUGUUAAUACUGUAAAACUGACCACAUUAAGCAUGUUGAGUUUUAGUUAUCCGUUCAUGACCUAAGAGAAAGCAAUGUUCAGAUUUUUUUUUUGCAGUGUUAAAAUGCAUAUAGUCUCUUACAUUUAGUCUGCUUUGCAUGUUUGCAUUGCUCUUCAGAGAGAUUAGAAUGGAGAGUACAGUAAUUGGUGCUUCCAAAGCAUUAUUAACAUGGUGUCUUUGAUUUUUUUUUUGCUUGCUUCCACAGUAUUUGGUAGAACAUAACUAUGAACACAAUGUUGGCAAUGAUGCAAGCUUAUUAGGUGGCCUUAAAAGAAGUGGUUUGUUUUAUCCAUCUGCAAUUGCUAAGAACAAUGAAGCAAAAAGCCUUUUACUUCAAGUUUGGCCUGAGUCUCAUUCCCUGUUUACCAAAGACAUUCUGCAAAUAUAAAUUUAUUUUAGAAGUGGCUUUACAAACUCAUUCUCAGGGUACAGUGAUCUCUCUAGCCAUCAAGUUUUUCUCCUUUCCAUUAUUUGUCUAUCUUAAUGCUGUUGUAUUGACAGAGUAUAUGCUUGGGAAUUUAUUGGUCUUUAAUGCGUGGGUGACUUCUGUCUGUAUUAUGCUGUAUUUUUAUUUACACCUUUACACAGUAUUGAAAAGUUGUGUAGUAAAUUGAA
This is a messenger RNA of Mobula hypostoma (lesser devil ray), 6720 nucleotides long. It is a transcript of the gene asxl1, whose product is annotated as ASXL transcriptional regulator 1. NCBI's taxonomy places the organism in Eukaryota, Metazoa, Chordata, Chondrichthyes, Myliobatiformes, Myliobatidae. Gene Ontology annotation, molecular function: chromatin binding; DNA binding; peroxisome proliferator activated receptor binding. Gene Ontology annotation, biological process: animal organ morphogenesis; positive regulation of transcription by RNA polymerase II. Gene Ontology annotation, cellular component: PR-DUB complex. The record is from RefSeq and is a predicted model, not a curated record. The transcript is spliced from 10 exons. Bases 670 to 5694 code for a protein of 1674 amino acids.